AUGAUUCCCAAGACAACGCUAAACAUAACUUCGAAUACGACGAGUACAAAUACAAAUACAAACACAAAUGCAGGUUCAAUUCCAUUCACUUAUAUUAAUCAUUUCCUAAGGUCAUACGUUAAACAUCAGAGAAAUGCAACUGACAUUAAUAAUAAUAAUAAUAAUAAUAAUAAUAAUAAUAAUAUAGACAUAUCUCCAUUGGAAAAUUUAAAUCAUCAAGAAGAUGAUGAUAUGUAUGAUGAUCUUCCCUCUAAUGGUAUCAUAUCCACAUUUAAGAAAAUUUAUCAUUAUUUGGAUACAAAUAAAACCUUAUUCACUCAAUUGACUCAUUUUAAUACAUCAUCAUCCGCAUCAUCAACACAUGAUAAUAAUAAAAGAUCGAAAUCGAUAUCAUCUCCUCCAGAAUAUUUCAAUAAGUUAACUUUAAGAGGUUCUACUUUUGAUAAUAUUAAUAAAGAUAUCUUUCAUAAAUCUUGGAUUAUUUCAAAUUUCUUAGAUUUGGAUUUUAAAGAAACUUUGAAAAUUAUAUCAUUAAUAACAAAUAAUAAUAACGAUGAUGAUGAAAAUAAUAAUACAACUGUCCUAACUAUACAAGAUUUAAUUAUGGCUGUAUUAAAGGAAAGAAACGCAAUCUUAGAAACUUUAUUAAUCCUUUUAUCGAAUAUAGAUUUCCCUAUUAUUAAAGAUAAUUUGUUCAAUUUUUUCACCAUUGAAUCAAUUGAAAAUAUUUCAAAUGAUCUAAUAUCACUUUUUCAAUCUUUAAUUGAAGAAAAUUCAACUAUAAAUUAUUAUGAUAAUAUUUUCAUUGAUGAAAAAAUAUUUCUAGAUAACGCUAACGCUAACGAUACGGGUAAAAAUAAUAAUAACGAUAGAUUAGUUCAAUUAAUUGAUUUGAAAAAUUCAAAUAAUUUGAUUUAUAUCACAAAUUUAUUGAAAAUUCUAACAAAUUUAUUCUUAAAUUCAAAUCCAUCAAAUGAAAUAAUAUUAAAAUGGUGUCAAUUAUUCAACAAUGAAAAUGUUUUAUUAGCAUUAAAUUCAAAUAUAACAUCCUUCACACCAUCUCUAUCAUCCACAACAACAAUUGCUAACGCUAAUUCUAAUUCUAAUGAAGGAAAUUCAAUUUCAAUCUUACAAUCUUUAUUCGUUGUUAAUUCAUUAUUAAUAUUAGGGUUAGAUACAAAGACUUCAUCAAUCAAAAUUCUAGAUUCAGAAAAUCAUUUCUUCAAUAAUAAAGAAAUAUUUAAAUCUAUUCAUUCAAUUUUCAUUAAUUCUUUAAAUUUCGCUUCAUUAAAUGAUCAAUUAUCUUUAAAUCCAACAUUAUAUUAUAUGUGGUCAUUCAUACUUUACACAAAAUCAAUCAUUUUAGAUGAAACUUUCGAUAAUGACAAUGAUGAUAAUGAUACAGAAGAUUUUGUAAACUACGUCUUUAACACUAAAAAUAAUAAUGAACCAAAUAACAAUAACCUAUUAGAAACAAUUAACCAAUUUGCAUCUAUUGCUGAACAUUUAAAUGUUUUAAAUUCCAUUGAAAUUAUCAUUCAAGAUCUAUCAAAUGAUGAAAUUUAUCCAACUAUAUUAUCUUCAUUUCUAGCAUUCACAUUGAAUUUUAUUCCCAUCAAUAUUAAAUUUUCUCAUUUAAUCAAAUUAACUUUAUCUAAAGAAAUUCCAAGACCAUUCGUGGAAAAAUUCUUAACAAAUAAUUUGAUUGAAAAUAAAAUAGCAACUUUGAAAACAAAAAUCCCAUUAUUAAAGGAAGGAUUGUUACCCUUUAUAAACAUUUGUUCAACAAGUUCUCAAUUCGCUGAUUUUCAUUUAAAUCAUUUAAAUUCAUUCACAACAUUUAAUUCUUCUUCAUUAACUGAAUCUGAUUAUGAUAUUAAUGAUAUAGACCCAGAAACAAACCAGGAUAUUGACUCCGAUUUAAUUAUAUUGAAAAAGGAUAUAUCAGUAAGAUUACCUGUUGAAUUCGAUUCAAAUAUUUCAAUUAUAAUUCCUAAAGAUUCAAUAGCUAAAAUUAUUCCAAUCACAAAAGAAAUUGCGACAAAAUCAUCAACAUCAACAAAUGACAACAAUAAGGAUGACGCCAUAUCAAUAUUAUCAGAAUCAGCACCAAUUAUACCUGCACCUUCUUCAAUAGUGGUUUUCUUCUAUGAAUAUAAUGGUUGGUCAAUGAUUGGUCAUAUCUUGGAAAAUUUAGCAAGAAAUUUUUCAGAUUUAAGUAAUACUAAUUCAAUGGAUCAAGAUUUACAACAAUUAAUGAUAUCCAUUAUAGAUUUAAUUGGUAAAAUCGUUUCAUCAAAUGAAUUACCACAAGAAAGAAUAAAUCAAAUUAUAAAUGAAUUGUCAAAUAAUUCAAUGAAUAAUAUGACUGACGACAUAAAAAAUAAUAAUAUGUACGAUGGUGGUGCUGAAUUGAAUAAGGAAAUUUUUGAUGUCAUUUUUAAAAUUUUUGAAACUUCUUUAAAUAAGAGAAAUUACCAAAUUUUAAGUACUUGUACAUCAUUUACUAAUAAUUUGGUUAUAAAUUAUCCACAUUUAGUUUGGUCAUAUUUAGCAAGAUCAGAUUUGUUAGAUAAAUAUGGUAAAACUGGAUUUGCAAAUAUUAUAUUGGGUACCAUUGAAUUAUCCACUGGAAAUUAUGAUUUCACAAUUUCAUUAAUCAAAUUAACAAACAUUUUAGUCAUUGAUUUAUUAGUAAGAGAACUUACUUUAUCAUAUAAGACUAAAUGUGAAGUCACUGAUAAAUUAUUAUGUCAUUUGAUCCAUAUUUAUGAAAAUUAUCAAUUUUGGAAAUUUAAUGACGUUAACCAAAGAUUCCAAAUAGGUUACCAAUUAACCUUAAUAUUUUCCCAAAUUUUAUAUCAUUAUUAUGGAAUCGGCUGUGGAAUUGAUGCCAAUAAGAACAGCAACAAAACAACAACUAAUAAUGAAUACCAACAACAUUUCAUAUCUGCAAUUGGUAAACUCAUUAAUACGUUUGCCAAUCUUAAAGCAUUGGAUUCUCAAGCAGCAUCCAAUACACUAAUUAAUAUUUUAUUAUCUUCUCAAAAUGAUCAAAUUUCAUCAAAGGGUAAUAAAUCAUUCGGUAACCUUUAUUCAGAAUUGAUUAAUAUAUCUUUUUAUUUUGCACAUCUAUUGGUUAUUAUAAGAAGUCAUACAGGAUUAACCCCAGGCAACUUAGAAGUAUUGUUUUAUCAAAAUUCUAAAAAAUUUGUCGAAAUUUAUCACUCAUCCCCUGAAUUAAGAUCUCCAAUAAUUACUUUAUUCGAUGCUUUGAUUAAAGUUCCAAGAAAGUCUCAUAUCCUUAACAAUUUGGUUUACAAUGAUAAGAAGAUUAAUCAGGAAUAUCCAUCCUUAUUAUCAUACUUAGGUGAAGAUCAUUCGAAGUUAUUUCUGCAAACUCUUGCUGAGGAUUUGGAAAACAAUUUAAACGAUUAUCAAUUAUCUAAAAAUAUUUACACUUUCAUUGGUGAUCUGAUGGAGACAGAUCAAGAGGGGUUAGCUAUUUUAUUCUUAACUGGACAAUUUGCAUCUUCAAAUCUUAAGGAUAAGAAAAGCUUAAUCGCUAGUAAUGAAAAUAAGACCAUUUUCAAAAUUUUACAAAGGAAAGUAUCAGAACUAGACGAAUUACCUGUUUCUGUGGCAAUAAAAUUGUUAACCACCGUUGCCCGAGUUUGUAAUACUUUGAAAGAUGCACGUUUCUUCAAUGAUGAUCAGAACUGUAUCGAAAUUUUACUAGAUAUAUUCCUUUCCUUCAAGCAAUCUCAACUUCAAAACGAACAGCAACGAGAAGAAACGAAUAAUCGUACCGAUUUACCAUUAUCAAGGAAAGAAUUUAUUAAACUGUCCAAUAAGUAUGUUUUGAUUUUUAAAAUUAUGGAAAUCUUUGCAUUGAGUUUAUACUCAUCAUCAAACAGCACUACUUCCAAAGUUUUUCAACUGUUGAAUCGUAAAGAUAUCGGUACAAUCUUAACUCCAUUUUUCGAGAUACAUGGUUAUCAAAUGAAUUUAUAUGAAUCUCUUCAAAAGGAGUUCAAUGAGACGUAUCCAUUAUAUGAUUUGAAUGAUUUCAAAGUGAACCAAUUCUAUGGUUCUUCUUUAAAGAAUUUGCCAGAAAAUGCCUACGAUAUACAGACAAUGGAUUUAAUUUUCAAGAAUGAUGAAAAAUGGGUCGGCACAUGCAACUCCAUUGGAUUGAGGGAUAGAAUAAUUGAUCUUUCCAUUAAUCUUCAAUACAUCCAAAAUCAAAUAUCAUCAACAAAAUCAUGUGGUGCUUUAUUGACUUCAUUCGUGAAAUUAUCUAAAGAACCAAACACCUUUAUCGAUUUGGUGAUAAAUUUGCUGGACCUAAACAUCAGAUAUGGUAUUAUAAAUCAUGAUUUUGAAGGUAUAUAUUUUGGUAGACUUGAAUUAUGCUUUUUCAUUUUGUUUUCUUUCCAAAAAAAUUCUAAGAGUAUCGAUGAAAAAAAAUUAAUCGAGAUUCUUUCUCGAUUAUUAACAAUCUUUAAAUCAAAUGAUGUUAACUACUUGAAAAGCGUCGCAGAUCCGAACAGGGCUUCAACAACUUUUGAUUUUUAUAUACCAAUAUUGAGAUCUAUCUUAAUUAUACUCACAUUGUCGACUUCAAGAACUCAAUUUAUUGAAUUAUUAUCUGACCAACUUUUGGAAUUCUUCGAAUUUUCCUUCUCUAAUGGUGUACAAUUAAUCUUUUCACAAGUAUUAUCAGAUAUCAGCCAAUGUAAACUGGACAUUGGUUCGAAAGAGGAUAGAUUGAUUAACUUUGAAAAAAGAAAACAUAGCCUGAAUCUAUUAUUAUCAUUAUUCAAAACGCUCGUCUCAUUAAAGCCGACUGAACAUUUUAAUAUGCUAUUAGCAUCUUCGUUAAAUGAUAUGGGUACCAUUAAAGUGAUUUUAAAUGUCUAUUCGAGUGCAGAUUAUUAUAAAUCUAAGGAUGAUCCUACCAUUGGAACCAUUGUUUUACCAUACAUCACAUCUCUUUGCUCCGUGCCGCCAAUAGCAGAAAAAUUCAUCACUAAUGGAAUGUUUACCAUAUUAUUAGAAAGUCCCUUGUCUAAAGUAUUGCAGCAAGGAUUUAUUAGACCAAGAUUGGAACCUAAAUUACACAGUCUUUGGAGUAAUGGAUUACUCGUAAUAAUUCAAAUAUUGUUAAGAGAUUUCGGUUCAAGAGUUUUACCUGAAUGUUGUCUGUUUAUUUCAUAUUUCAGUAAACAAAUUAAAAGUACAAUAUUUAGUUGGUCUGAUAAUAAUAGAUUGGUUAUAUCGACGUCGUUGCUUAAUGAAACUUGGCAAUUAGUGUUGAUACAGAAAAUGCUGGAUGACUUAAAUUACAAGAAAUACUUAGGUGAAAAUCUUUCCAAUGAGAACGAUGUUGGAACAACUGUAUCAGAAACUGAUAAAACUUUCGAGCUCGUUAGUGGAUUAGACUAUCAAUAUGAAAGAAGAGACUUGUAUGCUGUCUUAAAUAAGUUAUUAACGCACCCAAGAUAUUUGAAUUCAAGAAUAAUAUCCAGUACUGUCGAAGAGCAGCAAUUGCUAGAUGAUGAAUCUACUAGAACAGUAUUCGUUGCACAACUCAAAAAAUCAAUUAAAGAUCUUCAAGAUUUUCUCAUCCAAGAUGAAUUAUAA
Naumovozyma dairenensis CBS 421 is the source of this 5646-nucleotide messenger RNA. RefSeq names its product Nup188p (gene NUP188). Lineage: Eukaryota; Fungi; Ascomycota; Saccharomycetes; Saccharomycetales; Saccharomycetaceae. The record is from RefSeq and is a predicted model, not a curated record. Gene Ontology annotation, molecular function: structural constituent of nuclear pore. Bases 1 to 5646 code for a protein of 1881 amino acids. Gene Ontology annotation, cellular component: nuclear pore inner ring. The transcript has a single exon. Gene Ontology annotation, biological process: RNA export from nucleus; protein import into nucleus.